AUUCACACAUAUUUUGCGUGCUCAGUUAGUCACUCGUGGAUAACUGUACGAUGCAGACUUGUUUCUGAGAUAUUUUUAGUGCGAAUUUUUACGUUUAUAAACCUCAGCGUUUCUUCAAAUGUGGUUGAUAAAACAUGCGCAUCAUUUUAUUCAAUUAAGAACACGAAUUCAUAUCAAAGUCAACACUUUACGCGUACAAAAUUUAUUCAUAUAUCGACCAACUGAUAUGAAUACUGUUGAUGAUCCAUAUUUGAGACACCUGUUCGAUGGUGACCCGGUAUUCAAUGUCUAUCACCAGGAAGCUACGAACUUGUCCGUAGGGGCACCUGGCCCUGACCUUUUAAAACACUGUGUAGAAAUGUUGAACAAAUCUACACGACAUAGAUUGGAAGAAGAAGAAAAGGAAGGAAAAUACUAUCUUUUUCAAUAUGGUAUAACAGCAGGUCUUUGGGAAUGUCGCGAUGAGUUAGCUAAAUUCUUAAGCAGACGAUAUGGUAAUUCUGUCAUGAGAGAACAGCUGAUAUUGACAUGUGGAGCGUCACAUGGUCUUCAAAUGUUGUUGAACACUAUACUAUCACCGAACGGUGUUAUCUUUGUGGAGGAAGUUACAUACAUGAUUGCUCUCGAUGCUUUUAAGCAAUUUCCCUUAAUAAGAAUAGUUACAGUGCCAAUGAAAAAUGACGUAGUAGAUCUAAAUGCAUUUGAAAAGAUAGUAGCUGAGGAGAAGAAGAAAGGCAACUAUUUUUUGAAUGAUCAGAAAAUAUUCUGGGCGAUGUUUUAUACGAUACCAAUUUUUCACAAUCCAACUGGAAUGACAUUGACGCCUGAUCAGUGCAAGCGUUUAGUGGAAAUCGCACGAAAUAAUUCCAUAGUGGUAGCCUGCGAUGAUGUGUAUAAUUUGCUUUAUUAUGGAGAAGGACUUCCGCCAUAUCGCUUAUUUUCUUAUGACGAUCCAAAAGAUGCAAACUACAAAGGAGGGAAUAUUGUGUCAAACUGUUCGUUUUCUAAAAUCCUUUCGCCUGCAAUCCGUUUCGGAUGGAUCGAAUGCAGUCCACGUGUUGUUAACAUUGUAAAAACAUCAGGUACAUUGUGCAGCGGUGGAGCAGUUAAUCAUUACAUUUCCGGAUUAAUAGCAAGUAUGCUUCAAGAGAACAUUCAGGAAAAGUAUCUUGAUAAAAUCAUAAAGAUCUAUAGGGAACGACUAGAUGCGCUUUGUGCAACUUUGGAUCGAUUUUUGCCCAGUUGUUGUUCAUAUCAACGACCAAAAGGUGGUUACUUCGUUUGGGUCCAUCUUCCUAAGGGUACGGAUGGUACUCAGUUCAUCAAAUGGUGUCAAAAGGAAUACAAAGUAUCAGCGAUACCAGGUACUCGAUUCUCAUAUACGGGUGAAGCAACGAAUUUCUUACGUAUAAGCAUAGGCUUUCACACAAAAGAAAUUUUAGAAACUGCAACACAAACUUUAUGUAUGGCACUUUUAACGUAUAUCAGGCGUCAAGGUGAAGAUGACAAAAAUAAUAUUGCAAAUAAGAAUAAUUUAAAACAAUAAGAGAGUAUAUCGAUUUUAAUCGAAUGACAAAAAAUACAUUUUAGUAUUAUCUAAAAAGAUAUAUGUUUAAGAUAUAUAAAUUGCACGAAAUACGUA
Nylanderia fulva is the source of this 1642-nucleotide messenger RNA. RefSeq lists its product as uncharacterized. NCBI's taxonomy places the organism in Eukaryota, Metazoa, Arthropoda, Insecta, Hymenoptera, Formicidae. Gene Ontology annotation, molecular function: L-2-aminoadipate:2-oxoglutarate transaminase activity; pyridoxal phosphate binding. The record is from RefSeq and is a predicted model, not a curated record. Gene Ontology annotation, biological process: biosynthetic process.